AUGGCGAGCAACAUAUUGCACUUUACAAAUGACGGAGCCUCUGUCGCAAAGGGCCCUGUCUCGCCAGCCGCCCACAUCCCAGCGUCUGCCAACAUCUUUCCCAAGUUUGAAAAAUCAAUUAGCAAGGAUGGCUGGGAACUGUGGUUUUUUGAUUGCGUUUCUCCCGAACAGCGCGCCGCCGUCAUCGUCGGUCUGAACAGAACCGCGCAAGAUGGGACCGGGGAUGGCUUCAAGGUGCAGGUCACGGCUAUCUGGCCCGACUCAACAACAUGGCAUCGCGACUUGUAUUUUCCAGAGUCCAUUUUUGAGACGACAUCUUCAGAGACUCGCGGUGUAUGGCGUGACACUGCCAAAGCUGCGAGCGUCAGCUUUGUGUCUUCAGACGGCGACCGGAAUAUUUCUUUGAUAUUUGAUGUCCCGGGCAUUGUUGACGGAAAGAUGCAGCUACAGGCGUUACCUGGGGACACUGGGCUGGACUCUGAUCCUACUCUGGGUCCGUCGGUGCAUUAUGUGCGGCCUAUUGGGCGUGCUUCUGUUACCGCUGAGAUGCGCCUUUUCGAUGAUGCGGCUAGCGAAGCUGGCACGUUGCAACUGGGGACGCGAGACCAACCCGUCAACGGAGGUGUUGAUCGCGUCUGGUCAUUAGGAACUUGGCCGCAGAUUAUGACGGAGUCAUACUACCUGAGAACGCAUGUCGGCCCAUACGCCAUCCAAAUCAUGCGCAUUUUCUCGGACAUGGCCAGUGGAAACCAGCCUUAUACAAUGUCACGACUAUAUCACGAAGGGAAAUUGAUUUGUGCUGCACAAGAUGUCAUUGAAGAAUCUGCACAGACAUCUCAGAAGCACUCCCUCGUGUUGACGAAGGUGCACAAUAGCCAAGAUGAUGAAAGUGUUCGAGGCAGGUUUGUGGACCAGAACACCGGAUACUCUGUGGUAUUCAUUGAUCAAGAGAUCGGUAAGAGGUGGAAGUUUCAGGUUACUCAUGAUAGGAUAGUUUGGAAUAUUCCAACAAGCUCUCCUGGACCAAAUGCCACGGGCAAUACGGGUUUUAUUGAGAGAGUGGUUGGUGGCCUGGAUGGGGAAGCCUUUACAGGCAUUGGAACUGGUGGCCAGUGUCAGCUAUGA
Penicillium expansum is the source of this 1125-nucleotide messenger RNA. RefSeq lists its product as uncharacterized. The coding region runs from base 1 to 1125 and encodes 374 amino acids. NCBI's taxonomy places the organism in Eukaryota, Fungi, Ascomycota, Eurotiomycetes, Eurotiales, Aspergillaceae. The record is from RefSeq and is a predicted model, not a curated record. The transcript has a single exon.